This is a messenger RNA of Anopheles merus, 1930 nucleotides long. RefSeq lists its product as uncharacterized. The record is from RefSeq and is a predicted model, not a curated record. Bases 510 to 1517 code for a protein of 335 amino acids. Lineage: Eukaryota; Metazoa; Arthropoda; Insecta; Diptera; Culicidae. The transcript has 2 exons.
GCCGGAGCACAGGCUAAAUGUCUUUCUUCCUAAACAUCAAGAUCUCGUUUGCUUUUUCCGUUCCAAGCCGGGUUUUUACUAAUGGAAUCACACUUUCUUUUCUCGCUUUUACCAUCCACAUUCUAGGACUGUUGAACAAUGGGAUGGAGAAACUAUAUAAGACGCCACAUUGUCCUGCAUGAUCGUCAGUACAACAGGCAAAGAUGCACCAGGUGGUUGGCUGCUACGAGAAAAGCCGGCCCCAAAACGUCUUCUAAAUCUUUUCUACCGAUACUCCGGGUUGGUUUUCCUCGGUACACUUGCAAGAACAUUGUGCGUGCAUUUUGAUGGUGUGAAUAUCACCCGGAAUAGUGUCUACGGUGCAAUAUUUUCGUGGCAAGUGUCGCGAAGCCAACAAGAAAGUGGUUUGAAUCGAGAGAAUCAAGUUUGCCGCAGCUCGAACCAAAUACAAUCCCCGGCGAAACCACCGACCAGCCACCCUUUUUUGGCAAUUAACGAUUCGCUGGAAUAUGGCACUGAAACGGCCGCGAAUUUCCGUGGGCGUGAUGGCCGUGUGCUGCGGAGUGUUGUCCCUAUCUGUCGUGGCGCGUGAAUCUGCAUCGCCCAGUGAAGCCGAAACAGGCGGGCGAAAGUAUGUCGCCGUGCAUCAUCAACCGAUGCAUCCGGGGUCGUUCUCGUCGCCGGCCGCGAUGGAGUGGAUGCCCGUCACCACACCGCUCACGCCCGCCUCGAAACCGAUCGAUGAAGAACGGCACCGUAAGACGAGAGAAGCAUUGCAGUUUUCUCGACCAGCUUUGCCGAGCGAUGGAUCCAUCACUACCAGCCCCACGCCCAGCCAGAUAAGACGCCGCCGAAUGGAGCCUAAAAUCCGGGGCCUUCCCUCUCCAUUGGUGUUCAUGCCGGCGCGUGGUCGCCGUUUUGGCAGCUUUGAGAUUCCAGCAGAAAAGCGACAAAUCACCAUCGAACAGAUGCUGGAGAAGGGCGACUACUUCGUACCGAACCGGGGCAAGAAGGCACCCACGAACGGCGAGCUGAUCAAGAAGGGCAAGUUUGACGUAUUGCUGGGUGGCUCACCCGACGAGUACUUCUUUCCGAAUCGGGGCAAAAAGCAGUACCUUCUGGCGUACGACGCCGGCAGCAACAUAAGACCGCUGGUGACCAACACCGCCCGUGGUGACACGGUUCCGCUUGACGAUAAAGUGAGUAGUUUCGCCGUGCCAAGCUUACAGCACCUUCACCAGCCGCUUGUGAAUCGAUUACGCCGAAAUUUGCUCGAAAAUUUGGCCAACGAGCACAAGGAUACGUUCUUCUCGUCACGUGGCAAAAGGAUUGUACCGAUGGCGCAAGAGCUGAUGUUUUUACCACCAAAGGCACUUUCGGACGAUCAGCAGGACGAUGCUGUACCGGAAGGUUUGACAGAUUCCAGGGCACAAGACUUUACUGGCCAGGAAAAUGAUCUGGAUGCGUUGUUCUGGAACGAGGAUCUUCUCCUUCCUCUAGAGCAAGCUGGCAGUUAAGCAGAAUCGGCAAUGGAAAUAGAAAAAUACCUAAUUGCUUACUCCUGAGUACCACAGGACAACUGAUCUGAACAUGUUGGACAUGCAUUUAUAUGUUUUUCCAUGAAUCUCUCAAUACAAUAUUCAAUGCAGCGAGUUUGUUUUGUACAAUAUAAUUAUGAUCAGCAAUUAAUCAACAUAAACAAAGAAACAAAAUCAAAGUAGAGAAAAAAAACAAAGAAAAAAUACACUAUAUUACUAUAUUUUGUCCAAAAACAGAUAAGUAUACAUCAAACGAAAGACGCUUUGUAGACGAGCGAGUACAUUUAUACAAUAAGACAUCAUAAUUCACGGUCGUUGGGCUAAUAUUAAGAAGACAAAAACAAAGGGAAAAAACAAUGGUUCUUUUCCAAAAUAAAUGCACAUAACGUUAA